Molecule: messenger RNA, 3250 nt
Organism: Musca domestica (house fly)
Lineage: Eukaryota; Metazoa; Arthropoda; Insecta; Diptera; Muscidae
Exons: 2
Coding region: 1-2340 (779 amino acids)
Source: RefSeq, a predicted model, not a curated record
AUGGAAUAUCCAAAUAAAUAUGAAAAAUUACGUAGCAACGAAAUGGUUACCUCGGACGACUCCGAUUCGGAAUUCUUCCAAGAAAAUUGCACUGCUAGUUGCGGUACCUCCAAAAAAGCAAUCUUUAAACAAAUUGUCACAAACAACAUUCCAGAUACAAUUCAUAAAAUUCAUCAGGCGGCAUAUCAUAAGGUAGACAAAACGCACAUUAAAGUUCCGAUUGUAAAAAAACUGAAAGAGAAAACAACAACAAAGAGACCGUCAUCAGCAGCUCACCAAGCUGCUCAGGAAGUAAAUGCAGUUUUGGAAGAACAUGAAAAACAGCAAAAGCAAGCCGAAAUGAUGGAAACUAUUGUCGAUGAUAUAAGUAAAUGUAAUGAUGACGCUGACUCCAUUGGUUCCGCUUCCGAUCUAAGGACAGAAGAUGACUUCUUCGAUGAGAAUCAUGUAAGUCAUAUAUCCCGAAAUAAUUGUAAAUUAAAACGACCCGAUUUGGACGGCGUAAGCGAAAGCGUGAAGACUUGCAGCUCAUCCGCAUACCAUGCCGAAUGUGAAUCGGUAACGACACACGAAGAUGAUAGUAGCCGCGUAGUGGUAAAAGUGCGUAUGCGAAAAAAAGACAGAAACUCUUGUGCUGCUUCCGCAAAUGAAGCUUUAGCUGUUGCAUCUGCCCUUUCGGACUUGAGCUGUGAACAAGAUGAACAUCCUUCAGAAUUCCUCAAUGCGUUUGGCGAUAAACCUCUACUUUUGGAUGACGAAUUAGACUAUGGCUCAGAGGAGACAGACUCUGCCUCCAAAUCUAUACCAAACGCUCACAUCGAUACCAACAUAAAUACAUUCGAAGAAAGUAACGCUCUUAAAAUUGUAGUUAAUUGCAAAGACCAAGACGAACUAGAUGUUUUUGCAAUGGCACCGUUUAAUAAAAAAGAAAUUGGGAAUAUCAAAAAGAAACUACAUGGCAAAUAUAGCUCCAGGAAAAAAUCUAUUGACACAGUUGCAGGGAAUAUUCCGGACUCAAGUACGGAAAUGUGGACAUCGACGCCCAUUAAAUGUUUUGUUAAAACAAGUGAAAAAGAUGGGCCAACCAUUGUUUCGGGCCCAGACCAAGUUUUAGACAAUUUUAAUGAACCUGUCUUUAACCCUUUCGAAUAUGUUGAUAACAAACAACGUAGUAACAACAUUCAUAAGGAAGUACAAAGCUCAUCCCUUUACGGAACAGUAAAAGUCAUUUCAAAUAAUCCUGUUGAACCCUUGAACUCGGUAUGCCCUAAAAGCAAUUUUUUUGAAUCGGAUCCAUUCACCAGAAGUGCAGAAGAGUGUAGCAAAAAGAAAAAUAUGAAUCUAUACAAUCCUAAAGUAAAUAUCUAUAAAAGUUCUAAUACCACUAAAGAAGUCGGAACGGAUCCAACAGCUCAACUUGUAACUGUUAAUUCUUCCAUUAUUAUAAAUAAAACACCAGAACCAUAUAACGUGUCUAAGGAGGGCAGCAUUGUUACCAGGGCUCUAGCACCACAAAGUGGGUUGCCUGUAAAUGAGAAAAAAGAUCCCCCUCCAUACGCCAAUGUGCCUAUAUUCCAACCAAAUAAGUCUUCACAUGUUGAGCUUCCACAAAGGCAAACUGUGGUAAAUAGUUCCUUAGGUACGCCAGAACUCCUAACGGGUUGUACUCCAUAUCCAUUGGAAACAUGCUAUAAUGAUGAUCGAACUAUUCUCCCUAUAGCAGACAAAACGUUGGUGCAAGUUACAGAAGAACGUAUGUCAGAUUUGUUACCAAACCAAGAACAAUCGAUUUUUUCUCCUUCUAACGAUAUUGCUUAUGUUGACCCAAGGGAAUUAAAAAGUUGUACCAUUGUUACUACAACCACAUUGCCGGCGACAAAGCAAAAUGAGAAAAAGUCUAAUUUUGUUGCAAGAACUGUGCCUACAAAAUUUUACAAAAAGGUUUCUUCCGAUUAUUUACAUUCGAGUUUUAACACGAAAGAUUCAGCUUCAAACGUAAGCGUAAUUUCUUCAAAGCAAAAGCAUCAGCGUUCUCCAAAGUAUAAAGCACAUACCAAUGAGUGUGACGAUGAUGGAACAGGGAAUAUAAUUCCAAACAUCACUGCAAAUUUACAAAAGAAUACACUUUCUUCUUCAGCUAUUCCCUUUAAUCCUGCUUCAAAUUCGGCUAAGACGGGCUUUAGUAAUAUGUCAUUUGAGGAUUUUCCAUCUGAUAAUGAAACAGAAGGAACGCCCACAAAAACUGCCCUGCCAUUUGAAGUUCUGCGCCAAAACAAAAUUUCUCUGGAUGCAGACAAAAAAUUUGGUUCUCUAAAGCGACGUAGUAAUUUGUUUUCCUAGAAAACUGCUACAUGUUUCAGCUUAUGAUCACAGAAACCCUCAUAAAAUCUAAAAACACAAACAUUAGAUAUAACAUUCCAAACGGCCUUAAUACCAUUGCAUACUUUAACAUUUUCUGUUGAUCUUAAUAUAUAUAUAAAAACAUGCUCAUUGUUGAAAAUAUGGAAAAGGAUGUACGUUUCCGUAAAAGCUUAAACGAGUGCAACUCUUUAAAUGUUUAUUUAUUUUUAUACGAUCUGGUAUUGUAGUAAGAAACAAGCUGACUUGCUUCAUACAGCAAAUUGUGAGUAUGUUUCCUAAAAGAAGCAAUAUAAAAUGUAGCCACAGUGCUGACAUUCUGUUAAAAAAAAUACUUAUUUGUCGACUUAGGGGAAGUAAAUUAUAGAAACAAUAUGCUACGCUCUAGCAACAAAUCUUACCAUAAAUUUCUACACAAAAUAUUUAUAAAAACUUGGAAUUUAUAACAUUAGCAGCUCUAUAUAAAUCAUUUAAACUUUAUCAUUAAUAUAAAUUAUAUUAUCACAUCAUGUUGUGGUGUAAUAUGUACCCAUUACGACCUAAUCGCUAACUAAAAUUCUGCGAAGUUAGGCUAAAGAAGCCUGGCACCUUUUGAUGGAAUUUAAUAAAGUUAUUUUUCUUGUAUCGUGUCCUUGCGGUCUUCAAUAAUAAAUACGCUAAAUAAUGAGGGCGUAUAAAAAAAGAUGGAAAGGUCGACCAAAAAUAUUUUUUAUUCGUGCUUUUAUUUAUACAGAGAUAACAGAGUAAUUAUCUCACAUUUUAUUAUUGAAUUUAACAACACAUAUAGUAUAUUAUUUAUCAUUGUCUAAGCAUUAUAAAUGUAACGUUGUUUUGACACAUUUGUUUCGUUUAUGUUAAUUAAAACUCAAAUAAAUAUUAUGUUUAACCAAAA